AUGGCGGAUUGUUAUGCACGGAAUGCGCAGCGGCUGGACGCCGAGUACGAUGCCGGAGACAGCGAGUUUGUGCUCGACAGUGACAAUGACGAUGAUUUCGAAGGUCCAACUGUGACCAAGAUGUCAAGGAAGUCUAAGGCUGGAAGGAAAAUGGACUCCAAGAAGAAGCAGAAAACUCCUUCUGCUGCUAUCAAUCAAUACGCCGAAGAAGGGAAAGACGACGAUUUGCAAGCACCGACAGUCACUAUCAGUGAUAGCGAUUCAGCAGAAGACGAAAUGGCUAGACUUGCAGCAAAUUUCAUGACGAGGAAGAACCAUAGGGAAGAUGAAAGACUGAAGAUAAUCGAUGACUUGCUGAUGGAGACAAAAAGGAUUCAAGAAGGUUUGCUAUCGGCAGCAUCAGCCGACAUAUCAGCAGCAGAUGAGACGCAGGAGGAUGAUUCGGAAUGCCAGAUCACUGAAUCGACUCGGGGGAUGGACCUGGACCUGAAUCCUCAUGAAAAGGAACACCCGUCGGGAGUACAUGUGAAAGAGAGCAAAGAAACCAAUGGACCAAAAUGCAUCGUCUGCAUCAAGGCACGCGAGGGUGACAAGGUGAGGAAGUUCAAGAUCUCGAUGAACGACAGCAUGAACAAGGUCUUUGAAGCUUUCUGCAAAUCAGAGAGUGUUGCACAAACAACAGUGAAGUUCAUCUUUGAUGGGCAGCUCAUCCCAUGGACCUCCACGCCGACUUCGUUGGACAUGGAAGAAGAAUCAGAGAACUUGGUGGAUGCUAGAAUUUCAUAA
Messenger RNA from Guillardia theta CCMP2712, 786 nucleotides. RefSeq lists its product as hypothetical. Lineage: Eukaryota; Cryptophyceae; Pyrenomonadales; Geminigeraceae. The coding region runs from base 1 to 786 and encodes 261 amino acids. The transcript is spliced from 4 exons. The record is from RefSeq and is a predicted model, not a curated record.